UUGAAACAGACGGAAUUUAAUAAUAUUCGAAUUUUUUAUCAAAAUCUGCUAAAUAUUUGUUAUUUUAUCUUUAUCAAUUAAAUAAAACAACUAGUUAUGAUCACUGACAUAUAUAUUCGGUUUAUUGAGACUUUUUGCGGCAUAUAAAGUGUUUUAUUCGAAAAUGCGCCGUAUUAGCAUUCGAUAAUGUGCUGCUAUUUGACGAUGUAAACUUUAUUUACAUUGACCCGAAAUGUUUGUAUAAUCGACCUGCCGAAUAUUAUGAGCUGAGUUUAAUAAGUACUAGUACUAGUUCAAAGAGAAGAUUAACAAUAAAAAAUGCAUCAGAGUGCUGUCAAGCAAUAUUCGAUGGAAUAUAAGAGCCAUAAUGACCAACUCGAGAAUAUUCACCACGCUUCAUAUCGGAGCAGACGUCAUCAUGUUGAUAUCUAUGUCAAUUUGCCAAAACCGGUACAACAAUGGACUGUGGUUUUAAUUGCGCUCAUAUUGUUGCAAUACGCAGACCUUUAUACGUGUCACCACAUACCAACAAACGAACGUAGAACCUCACAAAAUAAUGAUGGAAGCCGUGAUUACGCACACUACCUACGAAACCGAGCAGAUCCAACAGAGGACAGCCAUAGUUCUAGUUCUAAUUUUGCAGACCGCUUUAACGACAGUGAAAGUGAUGAAGUUGGAAAAAAGCAAUCUGCAGUCAGAAAGCGUCGUAUUGGCAGUGGACAACCUGAAGAGAUUUUCAGUUUGGACGAUCGAAUUGAAACCAGUUAUGAUGAGUAUCCCAUGGUGGUACCAAAACGAGCUGCCCUCUUACUUGACCGACUUAUGGUUGCACUCCAUCAUGCAUUAGAACAGGAGCGCGGCAAGCUAAGUGAUUUUUAUGCGGGCCGCAAUGACAAAUAUGACAAGACGAAAGCGGGGAGUUCUCCAGGUAGCGAUGAUGAUUCCGAGCAAAUGACUGCAAAUCAUAUGUAUAGCGAUGACGAUCCCUCAGUUUUAAUGGACUACGAUUUCAAAGACUUAAAUUCCAUAAAUCGUGCUACUGGGGAAACUUUAAUGGCAAAGAGCUUUCAGAGAAGGGGAAGCAUGGGCUUGGAUUUGGGCGGCGACCUAGGCAAUGCCGAAGGUGUGGCGAUGUUGACGGCGGCGGCGGCUGCGACGACAGAUGACAAUGCCGGUGGUUUAGGUGGCGGCGGUGUUGGACGUAACGGAAUUGGUAAUGGUGGACGCAUGUACUGGCGUUGCUACUUCAAUGCAGUCAGCUGCUUCUAGGGCUCCACUGCUGCACUGCUCAAUGUUUGCAGAUAAUCAAAUACUAGUUGUACAUAUGUAUGCAUGUGCAUGUAAAUACCUACCUAAAUAAAUGAAUUCACAUUUGGGGACUUAAUAGCCAGAGUAGUCCAACUACAUUAAAAAAGGUGUUGCUUAAAAUGCGUCACUAAGAAAGGUGUUGCCCUAGUUUAACUAGUUUUUCGUAAUUCGUAAAAUAUGUAGCAACAGAUAGCCUAAGUCUAGUAGCUUCAAUCAUUCAUAAUGCCAAAAGUUUUUGUAGAUAGACUACCCUGGUUCAUGGCCUCACAUUUCUGCACAUUGUUAGCUCUAUGCUCUACAGCCAUUUUCGCAUGAAUGUGGAUCAUGUAGAUCAUGACAGUAAAUUAAAGAAACACAUCGAAAGCUUCGGUUUGUACA
Molecule: messenger RNA, 1686 nt
Organism: Rhagoletis zephyria (snowberry fruit fly)
Lineage: Eukaryota; Metazoa; Arthropoda; Insecta; Diptera; Tephritidae
Gene: AstCC
Product: Allatostatin double C
Source: RefSeq, a predicted model, not a curated record